GAAUUUCCUAUAACCAUGUCUGCAAAUAAACUCUCGAUUUCUUUGCUUUUAUGCCUUAUUGGGGCAGCUUCUGGUGGUUCUGCUAAUAAAUUACGCCCAGACUUUUAUAAUUUACAAUGUCCCCUGGCACUUCAAAUCAUUAAGGAAGAAGUAACCACUGCUUUGAGGAAGGAACCUACCAUGGGUUUAGCCUUCUUCAGUCUUCAUUUCACUGAUUGCUUUGUUCAAGGAUGCGAUGCAUCUAUUCUGUUAAAAGACACACAGAAUUUCACGGGCGAACAAAGUGCUGUUCCCGAUGCUGGUUCUACAAAUGGCACGGAUAUCAUAGAGAAGAUAAAGGGUAGACUGGAAGAACUGUGCCCUGGUGUUGUUUCUUGCGCUGACAUUGUAGCUGUUGCCGCAAGAGAUUCUGUUGUUGCUCAAGGUGGACCAAGUUGGAACGUUCGAUUGGGUAGAAGAGACUCAACAACUGCUAAUAUAAGUGCCGUUUCAACAGAUUUACCUUCUCCCUUUAUGAAUCUUUCUGAACUUCUUGCUACAUUCGGCAAAAAGAAUUUCACAGCCAAAGAAAUGGUUGCUUUUACAGGUGUUCACACCGUAGGCUUUGUCAGAUGCUUAUUCUUCAGAACAAGGAUUUAUAACGAAAGCAAUAUUGAUCCCUCGUUUGCAAGAUCAUUGCAAGAAAAGUGUCCCUUCGUAGGUGGUGAUGAUAACUUAGCUCCUUUAGAUCGUUCUACUCCAACCCUAUUUGACAAUGCUUAUUACAAGAAUUUAUUGGUGAAAAAGGGUCUCUUACACUCUGAUCAAGAGCUCUAUAAUGGUGGUUCCACGGAUUCAAUAGUUGAAUUUUAUGCAUCCAACGCUUUACGCUUCAGAAGAGAUUUUCCUAACACAGCGAUCAAGAUGGGAAACUUUGGUCCUCUUACUGGCACUCAUGGCCAAAUCAGAAAACAGUGCAGUAAAGUUAACUGA
Molecule: messenger RNA, 972 nt
Organism: Vigna radiata var. radiata (mung bean)
Lineage: Eukaryota; Viridiplantae; Streptophyta; Magnoliopsida; Fabales; Fabaceae
Product: cationic peroxidase 1-like
Exons: 4
Coding region: 16-972 (318 amino acids)
Biological process (GO): hydrogen peroxide catabolic process; response to oxidative stress
Molecular function (GO): peroxidase activity; heme binding
Source: RefSeq, a predicted model, not a curated record